AUGGACGAUCAUCGAGACUACGAUGCGACAUCACAUGAUGAAGCUCCCGUUAGAGAAAAAGUCGUCCAGAGGCGGCGUCGACCUCCCUUGUCAUGCAGCGAAUGCCGUCGGCGCAAGCUAAAGUGUGAUCGCUCACUUCCUUGCGGUCAAUGCAUUCGAUCCAAGACCGCAGAGAGUUGUACAUUUGUCGGAUCGCAGCCUGGAGACCUUCUCAAGACUUCCCGCCGGAUCUCGCCCUCCAACGCCCGUCAUCAGCGGCCACAUGGCCAGGUCGAUCAACAAACAGGCGCUGGCAGUAUGUUUGUCUUUGACUCACGGUUGAAUGCAAAGUCUACUCCAGACCGGGUAUCUAAGAAUAGUCAGAAGGAGGAUCUUCAUGAGCUUCGUCAGCGAUUACGGUCUCUUGAACGUGCCAUGGCCAAGUCGGUCCCUGCUAUUCAAACGCCAGAGACCACGGCUCACGACACGCUCUCCGAAACGACAACCUCUCAGACUGGCCCCGGGGCCAUGUAUCUUGAAGAUCGUAUACGGUUUCUACCCGACUCUAAUUUCCGAGGCAAGAAAGGGAAAACGAGAUACUUUGGUCGCAGUAAUUGGUGUACAACCGCGUCUUUUUUUCAAGAUAUUGGCACCUUCAUGCGGCAGAAACACAAUAACGAGUCCUAUCGAGAUUAUCAUUCUAUGAAAAAGUACAAGCACGAAAUAUGGACCCGGGAGAGCCAAGAGCAUCAGAGAGCUUUCCGAGAACAAGCCUUCGAAAUCGAGGAGAUGGUACCCUCGCGAGCCAUCGCAGAUCAGCUGGUUCAGCUGUAUCUAGACUCGUUCGAGACCACUUAUCGUGUUCUGCACGUACCCAGCUUCUUGAAGCAGUAUGCAGAUUAUUGGGCCAAUCCUCAAAAGCCAGAUAUUGCGUUUGUGGCUCAACUGCUUGCAAUUAUGGCGGCAGGGACUCGCUUCUUGCCGACUUCUUCGUCAAGUGGCCAACCUAACGCAUAUCAACAUUCUGCAUCGAAAUGGAUCAUGGCUAUCCAGUCGUACAUAUCCUGCACAUCCAUCAGUCCACACAUCAACUUCAAAAUGGUUCAAACACAGACUCUCCUUCUUUUGGCCCAACUGGCGAACGCGACGGACUCCGAGCUUGCCUGGAUAUCAUCUGGCGCACUCGUUCGCUCUGCAAUGACGCUGGGGUUGCAUCGGGAUCCAGGUCGAUUUCGUAAGGCCACUGCGCCGUUUUGGUCAGAGCUUCGACGUCGAUUAUGGACUACCAUUGUGGAACUUGAUUUGAAGAUCGCUCUGGAUCGCGGAAUGACCCCAUCGAUAGACCUGGACGAGUGUGACUGCAACUUACCGUCUGAUAUUGACGAUGCGGAUAUCGUAGAGGACAUGAAGCAUGAACCAUCGCCGACCAACUCAACGAGACGAACCCAAAAUAUUUACCAAUGCUUGCUGUCGAAAUCAUUGGAUCUCCGAUGGCGUGUCGUCAAAAAAGUGAACGCUUUGCGUUUCAGCCUAUCAUAUGACGAGGCUCUGCAGAUCAAUGAAGAACUCUCUCGUUUUUUGAAGACUGGCUCCGAUUGUCUCAACGAUCAUGUCCUUUCCAGCGACGCGUCCAGCUCGGUCCGGCAUCAAUUCGCUCAAUCCUUGCACCAAUUCACAAUACAAAAGUUUGUUCUUGCCCUCCAUCGUCCCUUCUCGUUGAGUGUGGCCCGUCUACCCAAAUGCUCCUACUCGCGGAAGAUCUGUCUGGAAACCUCCUUGGAAAUUCUUUCCCAAAUGCAGCUCCCCGCACCUGGCGAGAUCAUUGUGCAUCCUCAUAUCAAGCAGCUGGCAAGUGGAAUGUUCUGCGACGAUGUCUUUCAUGCCGCCAUCACAGUCUGUGUUGAGCUUUCUCUACAAGCCCAGGAGAUGGGUCAAUCUUCUGGCUCCAGGAUUGACAAUAUCAAUCCUAGCGUACUACUCAGCAUGGUCCAAUCUCAACAGAGUGUCAUGUUGCAGGCGAUCGAGCGGACUUUGGACGAUUUCGGCCGCACAAUACUCUGCGGAUCGGGGAGAGGUAGUAAACCAUUCUUCUUUUUCAGCAUGAUUUUGGCGUCGGCGAAGUCUCGAAUCAAAGGAGAGGACCCGAUGACGGAGCUAGAUGCUGUAUCCAAGCGAGCGGUGCAAAUUGGGCGCGGAAUCAUCAGCGGCCUCUCCUAUGAGGAGGCUCUUGCAUGUGCUAUGAGACCGCCCACGCAGUCUCCCGAUCCCCCGAUAGCCCCGUUCGGAACUACACCUAUUUCUGCCUCGCUGUUGGAUUUUGAUUUCCCUUCACUGUUGUCGACAGACUUUGGCGGCGAUUUAGCGACGCUUGAUUUGAACGGAUGGUUUGACGGAGUCGAAUCGGGAGGAUCGGAUGCAUGGAAUGGCGCCAUGUUUGCCGACUUGCCUCAGCUUUAA
Messenger RNA from Penicillium oxalicum, 2436 nucleotides. RefSeq lists its product as uncharacterized. The coding region runs from base 1 to 2436 and encodes 811 amino acids. The transcript is spliced from 4 exons. Gene Ontology annotation, biological process: DNA-templated transcription; regulation of transcription by RNA polymerase II. Gene Ontology annotation, molecular function: zinc ion binding; RNA polymerase II cis-regulatory region sequence-specific DNA binding; DNA-binding transcription activator activity, RNA polymerase II-specific. Gene Ontology annotation, cellular component: nucleus. Lineage: Eukaryota; Fungi; Ascomycota; Eurotiomycetes; Eurotiales; Aspergillaceae. The record is from RefSeq and is a predicted model, not a curated record.